Molecule: messenger RNA, 3579 nt
Organism: Exophiala mesophila
Lineage: Eukaryota; Fungi; Ascomycota; Eurotiomycetes; Chaetothyriales; Herpotrichiellaceae
Exons: 3
Coding region: 215-1207 (330 amino acids)
Molecular function (GO): oxidoreductase activity
Source: RefSeq, a predicted model, not a curated record
UUUGGACCUUGCGAGACACAUGAAUGAGGCUUACCACCACCACUACGGUCGUGGCCGUUUCUCAAUUCCCAAUUCCUCAACCCCAAAGAACUGAGCCUAAAGUAACAAAAGUAUUGAAAACAACCACGUGGGUCCUAGUACCCGGUAGCAGCAAUACCAUCAUCUACUACAAUCUACCAAAAUCCUCAUCAAACCUUAGGUAACAAAACCAAAAAUGCCGAGCCACCAUCACAAUCACAUGAAAGCCGUGGUGAUCCGCGAACCAGGUGGACCAGAAGUCCUCAAGGUGGAAAGCAUCCCCAUACCCGUCCCAGGACGACAUCAGGUGCUCAUCAAGGUCAAAGCCUUUGGAUUAAAUCGGUCCGAGAUGUACACUCGACAAGGAUACAGCCCCAGCGUCAAGUUCCCACGCGUCCUCGGCAUCGAGGCUGUGGGGAUCGUGGAACAAUGUCCAAGUGGAAGGUUUGAGAAGGGAGAUCAGGUCGCGACGUGUAUGGGAGGGAUGGGACGGGAUUUUGAUGGCGGAUACGCUCAAUACACAUGCGUACAUAUCGAUCAAGUACAGGUGUUCGAGAGUAGUCUGGACUGGGCGAUUUUAGGGGCAUUACCGGAAAUGCUGCAGACGGCAUGGGGAUCUUUGUUUUCGGCCUUGAAAUUGAGACAUGACGACACUCUACUGAUUCGAGGCGGUACUUCGUCUGUGGGCCUCGCUGCCGCUGCACUGGCAAGAAAUCAUGGUGCUUAUGUCGCUGCUACAACUCGUAGCAACAGCGAACGCAGCCAUGCUCUUCUACGUCGCGCUGGUGUCGAAAAAAUCAUCAUCGAUGAUGGAAAUGUCGCAGCCCAAAUCAAGGAUGAAUUGUUCACCAAGGUCUUGGAGCUCGUGGGCACGAUUACAUUGAAAGACUCAUUGAAAUGUGCAGCUGAUUCGGGAGUUGUCUGUAUGGCUGGUAUAUUAGGAAAUGAAUGGGAAUUAAAUGGCUUUAAUCCAAUGGAAGCUAUCCCCAACGGCGUGUCUCUCACAAAGUACUCUGGCAGCCCAGAGACAUUCAUGCGCAUGCCGCUACAUGAUAUGAUCAAACAGGUUCAACACGGCCAACUGCCCCUCCAAUUAGGCCAGACCUUUCGCAUGGAUGACAUUGCUCAGGCUCAUGAAACCAUGGAGAAGAACCUUGCCUAUGGCAAAAUAGUCGUCUUAACGGAAUAGAUCAAAAGUCCUGCAAGAUUCAAGCUCCUUACUCUGCUGGCCCUUUUGUAUCCGUUUUCGACUCUCGUUUCUUUGAUCCGCUCAUCGGCUUUCGUGGCCGCCCGCUUCGCACUUGUUUCUUGGGGUUUCCCGACUGCCAUGACUGCCACAAUGAGAGCGAUGGCCUUUGACCGAUAAAUCGCCCAUGUGGCGUGAAGAUCUCGACUUUGGGGAACAUACCAUCAUCUUCCUCGGCCUUUGGCUUGGUCAUCUCCUCGGAGAGGCCAGUAUGGAAGGGCUGGAAUGACGGCUCCAAAAGAGACGAGCUAGACUGAGGGGCCAAGUCUUCCGCGGCAGGCUCUGAAGAGGCUUCGAGCACAUCAGAAGAGUCACUAACAUCAGGUGUCGUAUCUGCAGAAAUUUCUGGAGUGUUCUCCUGGGUCUGGAGGUUUGUAUCUUCAAAGGGCCGUUCAAGAGAAUUAGACGUCGAAUGGUGGCGUCGUCGUUUCCUCACCUGACAGACUAAUUCAACCCAUCCAACCCCCUCAAUCAGGAUGUCUGUGGCAAAGAUCUCGAAGGGAAGUUUCUUGGGGUCGGCGCCUGCUCUGAUCAUUGAACCCGCGCGGAAUCUUGUGACAUCAGUCUUGAGAGCAAAUUUGCCUGCUGAUGCUAUGGAUGUUUCCACGUCUCCAGCAAGGAUAGACUCAACACCACUUUCACGAGUUUUAUUUUGCAUUCCAAUUGCCUUCUCCGUCGACGUGACAUGGGCUUUUAAAGGAACAAAGGGAUAAGCCAUCACAAUUGUGGAAGGAUCAUUUUCAUCCAGAAUAGGUGUGAUGCGGAUAAGCCCGCCACCAAGUAUCAGAGACUGGCCGAAUUUGAUGUUGAGUUGGCUCACAGUGGGACGGCUAGUCAUGACCAGGUCGACUUUGUGAGAUUUCUCCACAAAAUGAUCCAGUCCGCUCCGCUCUAAGCCCGGCAUGUCUAUUAACUCGCCUUUGUGGCUUCCAAACGGUACGCGAAUCGGCGAGGCAGUUGUUCCAGGAAGGCUAGAAACCAAUGGCAUCGGAGGAAAUCGGGCCUCCGGCUGGGGUGGUGGGAGAAGGCUGUCCACACGAAAAGUGUCCAAAUUUGUCGUCAGGUCGACAAGUCUUUGUUUCUGGGCAUCAUCCUGGUCGGCAUACGCAGACGCCCGAUGGUUUGAACCCUUGGGGAAGAUAACUUCGAAUAAAUUCGAUUUACCGACAUUGAAUUUGCCCACCAACCAAUUUCCCCCGCCUCGAUGCCAAAUGUCGUCUUUGAGUCCUGUAGUCCACCAGCCACGCUUCGAGGAGACCAGAUGGACGUUGCCGAGCCUCAACUUCGCCCCCCAAUAACCCAAUUUCGACCGUAGGAUACCGACAAUUUUGGGCAUGAUCUGGUCCACCUUUUCCUUGGUCGGACCGAGCAAAUCAGAUCGGGUGAUAAUGAAGGAAAGGCCCGGCUUGGUGGAGUGCAGGACGUGACGCGACCGACGAUUUUGGGUGCGUUGUCGAGCCACGGAGAGGCUUUUGUGGAUGGAAGGGAUGACAGACAUAGGGAAAUCGGCCGCAUCCACGACAUGGUAAAUAUGAUUUUUUUCGAAGGGGGACUCGGCAAUGGAAUCUGCAAUGUUCGCGAUAGAUGGAUGCGCAAUAGGUUCGCCCUUGGAGUCAUGUUUCAAGGCAUGACAACGAUCGCAUGAGGGUAAGAGAGAUUGUUCGGAUUCACCUUCCUUCACCGCUUCCUCAUCUUGCAGUACGACGACCUUGCGUCGAGCGUUCUGGUUCCCUUGGUCGAUGUCUGAAUGUGUAUCAUCGUCUUUUAGCCAUUCUUUCUCAUCCAGAGCCUCUCGAUAUUGCAUGCGUUGUUGCCUGACAUGGUCUUUCACGGCCUUUCGGUUGAAUGAAUAGUAUCCUGCGGCUCCUGCCUCGACAUCUUGUGUUAAUGCGCCGCAGCCUGGGCAGGAGACAGGCAGUAAUUGCUGUCUAUGAAGUUUUUUGGGAGGUGUUGGCGAGGCUGGCAGCGUUGUUGCAGAAACAGCGGAUCCAUCUUCUACGAAGGGGAUCGCUGACUCGGAGUAUGUAUACUCGGAUUGCGAGUCGGUCGCUAAGCGGCGAAGAUUGGUCCGUCGUCCAUGGCGAGGGUAAGAGGCUAAUGACUGUCUGAGCAGUGCUCUUCUCGCCGCUCUGCCAACAUGGAUCGUGCGCAAAGUGCGUAUGACAUGAUCCAUAUGCCCAGCAGCGGGGCUCACGGUAGGAUCGGUGAGCUGGGCAGGCGGUGUACGUGUAUUGAGAGGAACACUGCACUCUGACGAUGAAGAAAAUAAAUCUUUACGGAGUAGACCUAUGACCACGAAAUGAUGCGACUACCCA